Messenger RNA from Colletotrichum scovillei, 2523 nucleotides. Its product is annotated as stage V sporulation protein K. Gene Ontology annotation, molecular function: ATP hydrolysis activity; ATP binding. The record is from RefSeq and is a predicted model, not a curated record. Bases 1 to 2523 code for a protein of 840 amino acids. The transcript has 4 exons. Lineage: Eukaryota; Fungi; Ascomycota; Sordariomycetes; Glomerellales; Glomerellaceae.
AUGCAAUUCCCUAACGGCAUUGAGAAGAUAUUCACCAACACUAAACGCAAGAGUUCCCCAUUCGACAUAUAUCGCAGAUACGACAAUUAUUCCAGAAGCGACGGCUCUUCCAGUAGCGAUAGCUCUUCCGAAAGCUAUGGCUCCUCCGAAAGUGAUGACCAUUCAAAAAGCGUCGACGAUGCAUCCUCAUGGGCAGAGUCUGCGGUUAGCGAAGUGAACCCAGAGGACGUUGACGACGAUUCGCCAUCUAGACUGGAAUGGCUGAGGCAGAAGAGAGAAGACAACGAGAAGAACCCUCAUCUUGACCAACUGAUGUCGCUAGUUGGUCUGGAGAAUGUGAAGGCUCACUUUCUUGCCGUCAAGGCCAGGGUCAAGGAGAGUAAGGAGAGUGACCCGGGCCUGUCAAAGUUGCGGCUUCAUCUAGUUCUUCACGGGAAGGACGGAACAGGCAAGAAAACCAUAGCAAAACUCUACGCACAAUUUCUCCUCUCUAUAGGAGCCGUGAAUAGCCAGGUCUUUUCCAAGAAGCCGACCGCCAAGCGAAGACCAUAUAGGCCUCGUUAUAGAAAGUCAUCCCCAAAACCACCCAAGCACAGUGAAUACUACGAUUCUUCCGAUAGUGACGACAGCAGCUCAUAUAGCCCUUGGAACGAUCGCUUCUCAUACCAUACACAGAGCUCUCAAACAGCAGAUUUUCCACGACGAGAACUGGAAGACGGAGACUACCUCAAUAAGCUUGCCGACUCGAUAAAUGGCCAGAAAAAGGUCCUCAAGUCAGAGGACCUUUUAGGUACUGAGCCGAAGGAUCUGCGAAAUGACAACGAGCCGUGGAAAAAGCUUCAGGAUAUGAUUGGGCUCGAAAAGGUCAAGAGCGAAUGCGGCGACAUCAUCGACUAUGCCCAGAUCAACUACCGCCGAGAGCUGCAAGGGAUGGAACCUCUCAAGAUUGGUCUUAACCGAGUGUUUCUCGGACCGCCUGGCGUAGGUAAAACGACGGUUGCGCAGCUUUACGGCCAGAUCCUCAUUGAUCUCGGUCUCGUCUCUGGAAAGAAAAUCAUGUUGCGAAACCCAUCCCACUUGAUCGGCGCCUACAUAGGGCAUUCCGAGAUGAAGACAAUGGACGUCUUGAAGGAAGCCCGAGGGAAUGUGCUGAUCAUUGAUGAUGCACAUAUGCUCUAUCCCGGAGCCCAGGAUGCCGGCCACAAGACGGACGUCUUUCGCAUCGCUGUCCUUGACACUAUCGUCGCGAAUGUGUCCGCCGAACCAGAGGACAGGUGCAUCAUCCUGGUUGGCUACGACCAUGAAAUGGGCCAACUGUUCAACAACAGUAACCCUGGGCUCCAGCGACGCUUUCCCAAGGAUACUGCCUUGCGAUUCGACGCCUACAGCGAGGAUGAGCUUUGCCAGAUCAUGGAUCUGGAAGUAGACAAAAGUGGACUCCAGAUGUCAAAGGACGCUGCGGCAGUGUCUAGACAAGUCCUGAGCCGCAUGCGUAUCAACCCAAAGUUUGGGAACGCGGGCGACGUUGAGAAUCUACUCAACCAGGCAAAGGUCCGCAUCAACGCACGAAUCACGUCCGCAUCCCGCGAAUCAGGGUCUGUAGAUGUUGUCAUAGAGCCUAGCGACAUCGAUCCGCACUGGGACCGAGAAUCACAAGCUGGAGAAAGUCGCGCUACGCUCUUUGAAGGCUUCGUCGGGUUCAACAGGAUCGUUGAGCAAUUUGAAGGCUAUCAGCACCUAGUUGCUGGCAUGCGGCUUUACGACAUCGACCCCAGACCUCACGUCCCCUGGUCCUUCAUUUUCAAGGGGCCACCAGGCACUGGUAAGACUUCAACCGCACGAAAAGUUGGGCGGUUAUACUAUGAUAUGGGCCUACUUUCCACGGACGAGGUUGUGACCUGUUCGGUCAGUGAUCUUGUUGGAAAGCACGUGGGAGAAACAGGACCAAAAGUCCUCAACACUCUCGAGACUGGCCUCGGAAAGGUCUUGUUCAUCGACGAAGCCUACCGACUUGCCAACGAUUCCAAGUUCCAUGUAGAGGCUAUCGGCGAGCUAGUCGAUGCAAUGACCCAAGUGCGCUACAGAAACAACAUGGUUAUAAUCUUGGCAGGAUAUACCGUCGAGAUGGACUUUCUCCUUCAGGUCAAUCCUGGGUUGCGUAGUAGAUUCCCGGAACAGAUUGUAUUCCAGCCGAUGAGCUCACACGCGUGUCUUAGGCAUCUGAGAGAAGAGGUCUCGAAGCUCAAGGUCAACAUUAUGGGAGCAAGAGGAGCAAAUGACGACAAAUUGGAGACGGUCUAUCGUCUUUUCAAGAAGCUUGGCCUGACGAAGGGAUGGGCCAGUGGCCGAGAUGUUGAGACUUUGGCCAAGACCAUCAUAGGCAACGCUUACAAGCGGGCGGGCAGGACAAAGAAGAAGCUAGAUACGGGCUCGCUGCAAGUCACCCUGGAAGAAGUGAUCGAAGCUCAAAAAGGGAUGCUGGCGGAACGCCUGGGACGAAUGAGUAAUGAGGCAGAGGAUUAG